AUGGUGUGUACUUCUUACAAGACCAUCUUUGCCAUGCUGGCUGCUAUGGCAUUUGGCUUAACGGAAGCCAACCUUGGUAUUUGUUAUGCCCCGUGGAAUGGUCUUGAAGUCACUAAGGAGAGAAUUGAGACAGAUUGCAGGAAAAUGCUGGAAUAUACCACUUUCAUUCGUACGUUUGAGGUUAAUAUGAUUGGUCUCAACAUAAUUGACGUCGUUAGCAGUGUAAAUGGUAAGAUUGCUGUUGGUGUGCAAAUGGCUGUACGGGAAAACAUUCCUAUGGAGAUUAAAGGUGUAUGCGAUGGGUACAAGAAAAGCCCAGAUACUGUCAUGGCUGUGUAUGUUGGUAACGAGAAUCUCCAAAUCGAUGGUUCUGGACAAUACACCGUCGAUGAAGUUAUUGGCUACAUAAAGACUGUGAAAGAGUGCACGGGUGGUAAUGUAAAAGUUGGCACGGUGCAGACUAUCAGCUACUGGCUUGGCGCUUCUGAUGCUAAGAGACUCUAUGACGAAUGCACUUCUCCUGGGGUAAACAUUUACCCGUUUUUCACUUCAUCUCUGAAAUCGAAUUUUGAUAAAUUCCUGGAUCAGAUUAAUCAACUUGAGAACAUCUUCGGUCAAGAUAAUCUUUUCGAUAUCACGGAGGUUGGCUUUCCUACAAACGGACCACCAAGUUCCCAAGGAGUUAUGCCGUCUCUACAGGAAUCACAGCUAUUGCUAGACAACGUUUUUCAUUGGUCCAUCAAAAUGAACAAAACCACGUUUUGGUUCCAGUACUUAGACCAAUUAAAAACUUUUGGUGGCCCGGAUUUCGAAAUGUAUUUUGGAAUUGUGAAUGUGGACCGUACACCAAAGUUGGUGUUUCCAAAGUCUUCUUCACCUAUUCCUUCGCCUGCGCCUAAUGUCCCUGCUCCAGCUCCAGGCAAUCCUCCACCUUCGGGCUCUCCUGCUACCGAAUCACCUGUGGCGAUUCUUGUAGAUGCGGCCUCUACUCCUGCACCUGAUGUUCUUGGUCCUGCUCCGGAAUCAACUGCUCCGAAAUCAACUACUUCGGACUCUCCUGCUACAGGCUCUCCUUCUACAGGCUCUCCUUCUACAGGCUCUCCUUCUACAGGCUCUCCUUCUACAGGCUCUCCUGCUUCGGGCUCUGCUGAUUUGGACUCUUAUGCUUCGGGCUCUGCUUCUUUGGAUUCUCCUGCUUCGGAAUUACCUGCUUCGGGCUCACCUCCUCCGGGCUCUCCUCCUCCAUGCUUUUCUCUUCCGGAAUCACCUGGGGGGGGGGGGGGAGGGGGGGGGACCUUCGGAAUCACCUGCUCUCCUCCUACAGGCUCACCUGCUUCGGGCUCUCCUCCUACGGGCUCACCUGCUUCGGGCUCUCCUGCUACGGACUCACCUGCUUCGGGCUCUCCUGCUACAGGCUCACCUGCUACAGGCUCUCCUUCUACAGGCUCUCCUUCUACAGGCUCUCCUGAUACAGGCUCUCCUGCUUCGGGCUCUGCUGAUUUGGACUCUUAUGCUUCGGGCUCUGCUGAUUUGGACUCUUAUGCUUCGGGCUCUGCUUCUUUGGAUUUUCCUGCUUCGGGCUCUCCUCCUCCAUGCUUUUCUCCUCCGGAAUCACCUGUUUCGGGCUCUCCUGCUUUGGAAAUACCUGCUACAGGCUCACCUGUUACAGGCUCUCCUCCUACAGGCUCACCUGCUCUACCUGUUUCGGGCUCUCCUGCUACAGACUCACCUGUUUCGGGCUCUCCUGCUACAGACUCACCUGUUUCGGGCUCACCUGUUCUGGGUUCUCCUGCUUCGGGCUCUCCUCCUCCGUGCUCUCCUGCCCCGGGCAUUCCUGAUUCUUCUACCCCUUGUGAUUUUCCUCCAAAUGCUGAAAAUGAAGACCUCUUCAAUGAUGGUUCGUAUGGUACAAAGGACACUUAUACUUAG
Peronospora belbahrii is the source of this 1929-nucleotide messenger RNA. The record is from the annotation of a GenBank genome assembly. Lineage: Eukaryota; Oomycota; Peronosporomycetes; Peronosporales; Peronosporaceae.